Molecule: messenger RNA, 519 nt
Organism: Neltuma alba
Lineage: Eukaryota; Viridiplantae; Streptophyta; Magnoliopsida; Fabales; Fabaceae
Product: somatic embryogenesis receptor kinase 2-like
Exons: 2
Coding region: 1-519 (172 amino acids)
Biological process (GO): protein phosphorylation
Molecular function (GO): ATP binding; protein kinase activity
Source: RefSeq, a predicted model, not a curated record
AUGGACUGCAAAGGCACAGCUGUGCUUGGUUCAAUUGGGCACAAUGCACCAGAAUACCUCUCCACUGGAAUGUCUUCGGAGAAGUCUGAUGUCUUUGGUUACGGUGUGAUGCUUCUUGAACUAAUGACUGGACAGAUGGCUUUAGUUCGUGCACGACUUGGCAAUGAUGAUGAUGUCAUGUUAAUUGAUUGGAUAGGGCUAGCGAAAGACAAGAAAUUGGUAACACUAAUGGAUGCUGAGUUGGGCGAUGAAUAUAAUGAAGAGGAGGCAGAGCAUUUAGUCAAAGUGGCCUUGCUAUGCACUCAAAACUCGUUUAUGGGAAGACCAACGAUGUCUGAGGUGCUAAGGAUGCUUGAAGGUGAUGGGCUUGAGGAAAAAUGGGAUAAAUGGCAGAAAGACGAGACGUGUCCAUUAGGUAAUGGAACCCUUCUUUGCUACUCCCAAGUGACCUUCUCUCGUUCGCCAAUUCUAGACUCAGAUUCAGAUAUCCUCCCAGAAGAACUGUCAGGUCCUAGAUGA